CAAAUCAGACAGGAAGGAUCGGUUUAAAGUUCGCUGCCGUGAAACACAGAUUGAAAGACACGGCAGAGAUUCGAGACGAGGGAUACAGGAGGACAUCUGAGGACUGAAUCGUUGGUAUCUGAGGCGAUAAAAGCAGAAAUAAACUACACCAGCAGAGGAAAACAGAACAAAACUGAGACAUUUGCUGGGGAAAUCUCAACGUUGCUGGCGGGGAGAAGAUGGACAUCCUUGAGACAGAUGCCUAUGACAGGAGGCACAGGAGAAAUGUGUCUUGCGCUCUAUUUUUCUCCCUCGUGCCUUUCUUUCUGUCCACAGCUGCAUACUUCUACCUGUGGACUCCUGACUCUCCUCCAUCCAUCAUGUCUGCAGGUGUCAAAUCAGCACCAGUGCUCUUAUUGGCUGCAGCGGUGCUGGGCUGGAAUGGAGGUCAGAGUAUCCUGGGUGUGGUGGGAGGACUGAUCUUCUCUGCUGUUGGUGAUGGCUGCUUGAUUUGGCCUGAGCUUUUUCUGUAUGGAAUGGGUGCAUUUGCUGUGGCUCAUCUGCUGUACUCCAUCUCCUUCCUAUCUAGUCGCUACGCAUCGUAUUCCUCUUCCGGAUCCUCCAGCUGGAUCCGUCUUCUGUAUCUGAUCGUGCUCAUAGCAGGAGUAGGUUUCUAUAUCUUUCUGUAUCCAUUCCUGCUGAAGUUGCCAAACUCUGAUAUGCUAGUUCCAGCUGUGGGGAUCUAUGUUGCCCUGAUUAGUCUAAUGGGUGCUCUGGCAAUCAGAACCCAACACAUGCCGACGCUGCUGGGAAGCCUGAUCUUCAUGGUGUCUGAUCUGUCACUGGCUCUACAAGUUUUCAAGGUGAUGGAAAACAUGCAGCAUGGCAACAUUAUUGUCAUGGUGACGUAUUAUUUGGCACAGCUUCUAAUCGCCGUGGGUGACAUGAAAGCGGUGGAGGACAAGGAUGACUUUUCAAAAUGGAAGAGGUCCUAACUGGUAUCCCUGUGGCUUCCCUCAAGUACCCCUCAUUUAUUUUGUAAAACCUGUUUGCCUAAAAAAAAGUUUUGCAUGCUUUAUUGUUUUUAAAAGAACCCACCAAGUAAAGGACAAGAGGAGGAUGAACGAAACAAGGACAGCUCUCCUGGUCAGGAAACAAGCACCUCAACAAGCAAGAUCACUUAUUACACAUAUCCAAUUUCUACA
This is a messenger RNA of Amphiprion ocellaris (clown anemonefish), 1184 nucleotides long. RefSeq names its product transmembrane protein 86B (gene tmem86b). The transcript is spliced from 3 exons. Bases 219 to 974 code for a protein of 251 amino acids. Lineage: Eukaryota; Metazoa; Chordata; Actinopteri; Pomacentridae. Gene Ontology annotation, cellular component: membrane. The record is from RefSeq and is a predicted model, not a curated record.